Molecule: messenger RNA, 1702 nt
Organism: Leptopilina heterotoma
Lineage: Eukaryota; Metazoa; Arthropoda; Insecta; Hymenoptera; Figitidae
Product: venom metalloproteinase 3-like
Exons: 14
Coding region: 96-1691 (531 amino acids)
Biological process (GO): proteolysis
Molecular function (GO): metalloendopeptidase activity
Source: RefSeq, a predicted model, not a curated record
UUAAGGCCAAUGGACAAUAAAUUCCGAAAAUUACUACAAUUUUAAAUAAUCUUGUGCCGAAUUUCGUAUCAUUCGUACAUUCCUUUUUGGAGGUUAUGUCGUUCAAAUUAAGGCCAAUGGACAAGAAAAUUCAUUAUGUUUGUCAAUUUAAGAUUCAUGAAUUGAUGACAGAAAAAGAAAUUUUCGAAAUAUUUGGCACCACACAUGAAAAUGUCCCGGAUUAUGAAGUGGUGACAAUAAACCAUUCAAUAAAUAAAAGAUCAUCGGAAAAAACAUUGAAAACAAGAUUUUUUGGUCAAUAUUUUAUUCUUGAUUUGACACCAGCAAAAAAUGAAAAUUUUAAAUACACAAAAGUUUGGAGAGGAAAUGCAAAUAAUUCAUUACCGACUGGAAUCAAAUUUACUUAUUUAUACGAUGCCUAUUCUGUUCAUAUAGAGAACAAAAUUCAUCGCGAUGUGAAGAGAUCGGCGUCUUUUGUCGUCAAUGAGGACAAAAAUGGUUAUCCACUUUUUGAUGGUACAAUCGGAGGGAAAAUUGCAAUUCGUUCAAUACCCGAACGUCUUCGAUCAAAUAAUAAUUUAACAGGAGAUUUUAAUUUCGUCGAGACAAAAGCAGAUAGUAAUUUAAAUACAACACACAGUCAUUUAAUGUAUCACAUAAAACAAACUGAAUUUGAAAAUCUAACAAUAAAUUCAACUCAACAAAAACCAAACAUUCAAAUGGAAACAUUGUAUCCAGAAAUAAUGGUGAUAAUGGACGAAAUACUAUUUAGACGAUUCGACAACGAUCCACUAAAAGCAGUUGAAUACAUUGUUCUCUUUUGGCACGGAAUUGACAUGAGAUUCACAAAUUUAAUAAAUCCAAAUUUUAAACUCAGCCUCGUUCAAAUUGUUCUCAUGGAGGAUACAUUGCCAUUUGUUAAAAAUUCGAGUGCUGAGGGAAAUAUAAUGAUUGCAAAUAAUACAAUCGAAGCAAUGAGAGAUUAUUUUUAUCAACUUGACGAGAAUGCUCAAUUUCGCAUUAACGACGAUUAUGACCUGGCUAUGCUUAUGACUGGUUACGAUAUGUCCUUUAAAUUAGCAAACGGUUGGGACAGAUUAGUACAUGGUGUCGCUCAUGUUGGUGGCGCUUGUCGAAAAGCGAAUAAAAUGAUAACGGCUACUGGAAUUUUUGAAGAUAACGGUGGUUUCAGGGGUAUUAUAACUGGAUAUCACGAAUUGGCACAUUUAUUAGGAGCAAAUCAUGACAGAACUGAUAAUGCAACGUCGAAAUUCUGUUUGGCUAAGGAGGGUUACGUAAUGGGUGGACAAUUUGGACAGCGAAUGUUUUUCUUCUCAAAAUGUAGUAUUGCCGAAAUGCAACAACAAAUUUUAUCGGGAAAAUCACCGUGUAUGAAAAAUGUUCCUCUGGUGAAAAAUUCUUUACCAAAUGACUUGACAAAUAAAUACAAAAUAAAUAUUCGAUUACCAGGACAAUUUUUAUCGUUGAGGGAACAAUGUAAUGGCAACACACCAUGUUACGAGGACGAAAGAGUUUGCCUGAAUCUUUGUUGUAAAAAUGAUGCGGAGCAACAAUUUUGGAAAAUUCCAUUAUACAAGAGAGCACCGGCUGCCGACGGUUCUCCAUGUGGAGAUGGAAAGAUUUGUUUCAGUGGAUUCUGUAUGGGCGUCACACCAAGCAUAAAAAAUUAAUUAUAACAAAG